AUGGCUAUCACCGGGGUGCUAGCCGCCUUUUCACCAUCGGUGGUGGUAUUCGGAGCUAUUCGUCUCGUGCAGGGAGUUUUUUACACAGUGAGGUAUUAUUUGUCUAAAAUCUACACAGUAGUAAAUGUAUGUCUUAAGGGAUCCGCAUUAGUGGGAUGGGUUCUGGGUUACGAGUGCACACCUGUAAAACUCCGUGUAUUUUGGAGUCUUAUGGGUCGUUGGAUAUUGCAUCGUCACACCAAUAGCCAUGUUCUCACCCAACUGGAGAUGGUUAAUCUUCUUGGUUUCUAUUCCGCAACUCAUUACUGCUAUCUUGUGUUUGAUGUGAGUCACUUCAAGCAUUUUGAUAAUGACAUAUUGGUGCCUGAAAGUCUUCACUUCCUCGCACUUGAGAAAAAGGAGCGAUUGAUAGAUCAUUGGCUUGAAAGAGCACAAGGAAGUAAGAAAACUCUCAUACAUAUCAAAGCUGGCACCGUUGUAAGCUCAUUGGAAGAAAAUCCAGAGGCUCAAAACUUAUUUGUUGAACUCUGGGCACACAAAAUCUUUUUGGUGUACACAAUGGUUCUCAUUUAUUUGUGGUAAGU
Messenger RNA from Cylicostephanus goldi, 584 nucleotides. NCBI's taxonomy places the organism in Eukaryota, Metazoa, Nematoda, Chromadorea, Rhabditida, Strongylidae. The record is from the annotation of a GenBank genome assembly.